AUGACACGCGGACGUCCGCGAGACGACGUCUCCGCAACAACGGUGUCGUUGUUGCUACUGCUGUCGGCGGCCGCGGUGUCACCCGCCGACAACGUGACCGUAUUUCGGUGCUGUGGUCGCGGCGAGAUGCUCGAUCCGACCGACGUGCACGGGCCGUGCGCCCUGUUGCCGGCGUCCUUGCCGCAAGACUUCGUGCCCGUCAUCUUCGACGUGAACAGCAACCAGUUCUUGAACCCCAACGAGCCUCCACCGGCUUACUGGAACCUGGUCCACGAACGUCCGCCGUGCCGGCCCGCCGCGUUUUUGCCCGCCUCGACACCCCAAGACCCGCCCCGGUUCGUGUCAUUCCUCAACGGUACGCUGCUGGCGCAACAUUGGCCAAAGAACUUGAUGGUGGACCCGGGCCUGUUCUGUCUGGAUCGAGCGGGCGCGCUGUUGUGCCUGCCCGACGAGCCGAACAAGACGAAAAAGUGCUGCGGCCCAUCAGCGGUAUACAGCGAAGCGAACGGGGGAUGCGAGUUCUCGGGCCGGCACGACGCGGCUGAUCUGCCCGAAGACAUCACGUCCGGGUUCCCGCGAUGUGAGGAUGAUGUGUACAUCUUGUCCGGCCGCAUCAACGAGUCGCAUUGGCCCGUCAACGGCGCGUGGCCCGCGGGAGGACAGCUGCGUACGGCUGACGGCGUCACACUCCAGCCCCGGGAAUACUGUCUGGAGCGCGUGCUCGAACAGACGCAGGAGCCUCGCACGUGGACCGUGUUCACGUGUGCUCCCCGGCACGGCGUCGACCACGUGACCAAGAGCUACCGCGAGGAUAUCCGCUUCACCCUUUACCCGCUUGGACUGUUGCUGUCCGUGUUCUUCUUGGCCAUCACCCUGGUGGCCAGCUACAUGCUGCCCAGCACUUAUCACGUGCUCCAUUGGAGGUGUCAAGUCAAUCAUGUCGGCUGCUUACUAGUCGGUGACCUGUUCCUGGCAAUCGUCCAACUGUCCGGUGACUCUUUGCAAGGAUCGCUGUGCGUCUUCACAGCCAUUGUAAUGCAUUUUGUCUUUCUGGCGGCGUUUUUCUGGCUCAACACGAUGUGUUUCAAUAUAUGGUGGACGUUUAGGGACUUGAGGCCCGCCAACUUGGAUAAAGGCCAAGAGGCGUGUAGGCUUAGACUGUAUCAGUUGUACGCUUGGGGUGUGCCAUUGGUGAUCGCUACUCUAGCCGCUGUAUUGGAUCGUAUUCCACCAGAUCAAUACAUGUCACUGAUCAGACCUAAAUUUGGGGAACAUCGUUGCUGGUUCUAUGGUGACGCAGAGGUUCUGUCAUAUUUCUAUGGACCAAUUGGUAUUUUGUUGAUGAUGAAUUUAACAUUGUUCGCGGCCACGGCUAGGGAGUUGACGUGUGGCUUAUGGAGAACUGAAGUAGUGAAAUCUACAAGCGAAAGAGCCACACUGGGUCGCGUGUGCCUGAAACUGGUGAUCGUCAUGGGCAUCACGUGGGUGGUAGACGUGCUGUCGUGGGUGAUCGGCGGCCCGGAUUACGUGUGGUACCUGACGGACCUGAUGAACGCGCUGCAAGGGGUGCUCAUAUUCAUAGUGGUCGGCUGUCAGCCACAGGUGUGGAUGGCCGUCAGGCGCAUGUGGUGCCUGCGCACGGACAACCCGUCGGACGGCGGCAACGCCCGUUCGUCCACGUCCAACGCGAAUCCGUCCACUGUCAACGAGUCGACGCUGUCCAAACCGGUGGAGACGCUGUGUUGA
This is a messenger RNA of Macrosiphum euphorbiae (potato aphid), 1746 nucleotides long. NCBI's taxonomy places the organism in Eukaryota, Metazoa, Arthropoda, Insecta, Hemiptera, Aphididae. The record is from the annotation of a GenBank genome assembly.